AUGUCGGCCAUAGGAAUGCCACCACACAUCUUAAUCCUGUUCCAAGCCAGGCCGCCACUCAGUUUUCACAAACCCAUCCAGAAAAAGAAGCACGAACCGUACAGUGGCAUUUCCGAGUAUGUGAAUCUUUUCGAGGAUAAGGAACCCCCCCCAAAAAUAAAGUUGGAAAAUGCGAAAGAAAGAAAGGAAAGAAAAAAGAAAGAAAAAAUAACAUACAACGAAUUAAUGCUGAAGGAACUGAGAAAGAAUUAUGACCCAUUUAAAAAUGAAGAUUUAACAGAGGACCCAAAGAAGACAAUUUUCAUUGGAAGAUUAUCUUACGAUGUGAAUGAAAAAAAAUUAAAAAAAGAAUUCGAAGUUUAUGGAAAGAUAAAAAAAGUGAAAAUAAUUUAUGAUAAAAAUUUUAAACCAAAAGGAUAUGGCUUCAUAGAAUUUGAACACACAAAAAGUUUUAACGAUGCGUAUAAUUUGGCUGAUGGGAAGAAAAUAGACAAUAGAAGAAUUCUCGUAGAUGUGGAAAGAGGAAGGACUGUGAAGAAUUGGAUUCCUAGACGACUGGGUGGUGGGAAGGGACCUCCAAGAGGAUCAGAUGAAAGGAAAAAGAUCACGCAUAAUAUUAACCUGACGGCUUUAAUUAACAAAGAUAAGUACAGAAAUGACAAAAAGAGGGUAGAGGAAAUUUACAAGAAUGUGCCGCUGUACAAUGAGCGGAAUGAUGACGAUAGUGAUGAUGGGAAUGACAUGCACAGGGGCCAUCGACACCACAGGAGGGACGAGCACAGAAGCUCCAAGCGGGACCGUCACCACAGAAGUAGACGCAGUGAGUCACACGAUCAUCACAGGCAUAAACACAGACGCAGGGACAGCCGGGAUAGGGACCGAAGCCGUGAUCGGGGCAGGGACAGACACAGAGAAAGGGACUACAACCGAGACCAUGACCGGGAUCGAGAGCGCCACCACAAGCGGGAUCACAGUUACAGUCACGAUCGUCACCACAACCGUGACCAGGAUAAGCACAGGCACAGAAGCCGGGAGAGGGAAAACGAAAGUGGAGCCUACUUUCCCAACGGGGAUGAACGCAGAGGCGAACACGAUCGAGCGGAAUCCCACAUGAAUAUGCACAACGGUUACGGGGAAGACACACCUGGAGGAAGAGAUUAUGGGCAUUACAACCAUUAUUGA
Plasmodium coatneyi is the source of this 1182-nucleotide messenger RNA. RefSeq names its product U1 small nuclear ribonucleoprotein. Gene Ontology annotation, molecular function: mRNA binding; U1 snRNA binding. The transcript has a single exon. Gene Ontology annotation, biological process: mRNA splicing, via spliceosome. Gene Ontology annotation, cellular component: U2-type prespliceosome; U1 snRNP; precatalytic spliceosome. NCBI's taxonomy places the organism in Eukaryota, Apicomplexa, Aconoidasida, Haemosporida, Plasmodiidae. Bases 1 to 1182 code for a protein of 393 amino acids. The record is from RefSeq and is a predicted model, not a curated record.